GCUUCCGCCGGGGAGCAUGGCGGCGCUGCUUGCAUUUUGCAGCGGGCUCCGCAGGACCCGGGGGAAGCAUUUCGUCGAGGCGGCCGCGCGGCUCGCUGCUCCUGGUACUCACCAGGUGUUAAGAAGUUGUUCUCAGUACCAGCAGGUAACUGAUACGACAGACCUGCCCAUUUCAAUGAAAAAUCCUUACAAGGAGCCUCUGAAGAAAUGUAUCUUGUGUGGAAAACGUGUAGAUUACAAGAAUGUACAGCUUUUGUCACAGUUUAUUUCUCCAUUUACUGGAUGCAUUUAUGGAAGGCACAUAACAGGUCUUUGUGGGAAGAAACAAAAAGAAAUCACAAAAGCUAUUAAAAGAGCUAAAAUCAUGGGUUUUAUGCCAGUUACAUACAAGGACCCUGCAUACCUCAAAGAUCCCAAAGUUUGUAAUAUUAAAUAUCGGGAGUAAACUGUUAUCAACAACAUUUUAUAAGUUAUGUUAAUAUUGACUGAAAUUCUAAAUUCUAAUAUCUAAUAAACAAAUCAGCUGUGAUAACA
This is a messenger RNA of Suncus etruscus (white-toothed pygmy shrew), 534 nucleotides long. RefSeq names its product 28S ribosomal protein S18c, mitochondrial-like. The transcript has a single exon. The record is from RefSeq and is a predicted model, not a curated record. Lineage: Eukaryota; Metazoa; Chordata; Mammalia; Eulipotyphla; Soricidae. Gene Ontology annotation, molecular function: structural constituent of ribosome; small ribosomal subunit rRNA binding. The coding region runs from base 17 to 445 and encodes 142 amino acids. Gene Ontology annotation, cellular component: mitochondrial small ribosomal subunit; ribosome. Gene Ontology annotation, biological process: mitochondrial translation.